CUUUCCCACGGCGCCAUGGGAGCGCACCGGUGGGCACAGAAGGCACUGGGAAGAGGCGGUCGGCGAAUAGCGUCACCUCCUAAGCUCCGCCCAACAGAAGCGCCUUCUAAGCUCGUUCUUCCGCCUGCUUCCCCCCUCUUUUCCUUUCUCCGCCAUCGUGGUGUGUUCUUGCCUCCGCUUCUCGCCAUGUCUUCUCACAAGACUUUCAGGAUUAAGCGAUUCCUGGCCAAGAAACAAAAACAAAAUCGUCCCAUUCCCCAGUGGAUUCGGAUGAAAACUGGAAAUAAAAUAAGGUACAACUCCAAAAGGAGACACUGGAGAAGAACCAAGCUGGGUCUAUAAGGAAUUGCACAUGAGAUGGCACAUAUAUUUGUGCUGUCUGAAGGUCACGAUCACAUUACCAUAUCAAACUGAAAAUGUCACCACUCUCUGGAGAGUUCGACGUAUUUUCCUCUCUGAAUCUAUUAUGAAUGUGUUGGUUGGCUGGGUUCAGUAAUAAAUAUGUGAGGCCUUUCAUUUCAAU
Molecule: messenger RNA, 523 nt
Organism: Chlorocebus sabaeus (green monkey)
Lineage: Eukaryota; Metazoa; Chordata; Mammalia; Primates; Cercopithecidae
Gene: RPL39
Product: ribosomal protein L39
Biological process (GO): translation
Cellular component (GO): cytosolic large ribosomal subunit; ribosome
Molecular function (GO): structural constituent of ribosome
Source: RefSeq, a predicted model, not a curated record